Linum trigynum is the source of this 747-nucleotide messenger RNA. Lineage: Eukaryota; Viridiplantae; Streptophyta; Magnoliopsida; Malpighiales; Linaceae. The record is from the annotation of a GenBank genome assembly.
AUGGCGUCAAAGCUGGGGACAAAUCAAGGAUCAGCUAAUCAGGAAAGGAAAGGGAACCAAAAUCGGAAAGGGGAUGUGGAUGCGUCGUCUGCGGCCAAAGUUGGUAACAAGGGAAAGGAACCAAUGGCGGAUCAAAGGGAGUCGGCCAAAGGGGUCUUGGGCUCGGGCCCAUCUAAAAUUCCUAACAGGGGCAAUGGGCUUAGGCCCACAUCCGAGACCUACCACCCCUCAAAUUCUGGUCAACCGGAUAGGACAGGGAAUGUUGACAAUGAGACUUUCAGAUGCCUAAGCCCAUCUCCGCUUAUGGGCUUGACUUCCUCAGCGGGCCAAGCUUCAAGCUCCUCUGCCUCUCAUCUGGUCAAAUCAUUUGUUGGGCCGAACGACACAAGAAUGCAAAUCGUGGCGGUACCUUCCUCUCUAAAGCGAACCAGACAAGUGGAGGCGAGCUCUCCCUCGGCGGGUGAGCGGAUGAAAAAGAAGAAGGGGUCCCGGCAGCAAUCAAAGAAAGGAACUCCGGUGAAGCUCCAGGCAUCCAAGGCCCUGGAAAUUUGGUCUCCUGUGAAAGACAGGAAGAACAAAUCCAAGGCUCGGCUGUCGUCACUCACUCUCGAGGAGAUCAACGCCUGGACCUGUGCCGCGGCGGAGAAGGCCGAUCGGAAGCCAGACCAUGACAAGGAUACGUCUAAGCUACCUAAGCAGCGAGCUCCAGCCGAGGACGCGAUCGUUACUGCCGUUCUCCAAAACUAA